Molecule: messenger RNA, 447 nt
Organism: Eimeria acervulina
Lineage: Eukaryota; Apicomplexa; Conoidasida; Eucoccidiorida; Eimeriidae
Product: peroxisomal catalase, putative
Exons: 4
Coding region: 1-447 (148 amino acids)
Biological process (GO): hydrogen peroxide catabolic process; response to hydrogen peroxide
Cellular component (GO): peroxisome; mitochondrion; cytoplasm
Molecular function (GO): catalase activity; heme binding
Source: RefSeq, a predicted model, not a curated record
AUGCUCAUAGACAUCGGCUGGGUCAUUCCUAUAAACGUGCCUCGGGGCUGUCCUUUGCAUGCGUUUUAUAUUCGCGACGGUUUUAUGUGUGUGAAUGGGAACUACGCUGAUUUAAAGAAUUAUACACCGAGUGAAGAGACAAACUCUUUAAGAGAAGUUAAAGAAAGCCUGCAUUCUUCUACUCCUCUUCACGGGUCAACGGGGCAUCAUAGACAACAGCAUCCAAACAGCGACUUCGAGCAGGUGGGAGAGUUAUACAGAAGAGUAAUGAACGACAGACAGAGAGAUAUUUUAAUUACAAAUAUUGUCUCCAGCUUGAAGCAUGCCUCUAGAGAGGUGCAGGAGAGACAAGUGAAGCUGUUUGCACGUGCUGAUGAAGACUACGGACGCAGAGUAGCUAAGGGUUUGGGUCUGCCUCUCUCUGUCUGUUCUUCUAGCAGAAUGUAA